AUGCCAGAAAUCCUAUUCACAAAGAAACUCUCAAAAACUGACAUUGAAUAUAGAAUGGCAGUCCCGAUGAAAAGCCUCGACGCUUUCCAAAUCCCAGAAGGAAAACACUCUAAAGAAUUUGGUGUCACUGACAUCCAUGGCAAGAGGUGGAGGUUCCGAUGUUGUACAAGAAAAACCGACCCCUACCCUAAACCAGUCCUGUCUUCAGGUUGGAUAGAGUUCGCCAAAACAAGAAGUCUCAAAGUAGGAGAUGAAGUCACCUUCUCUGUGGUGGGCAUGAAGAGAGCUGAGGAUCUGGAAUUGGGAAUUCAAGCUCGGAAAAAAAUCAAGUUAUUCGGCAAAGUUUUGUGGAGUGAUCCUCUGUGA
Molecule: messenger RNA, 366 nt
Organism: Populus euphratica (Euphrates poplar)
Lineage: Eukaryota; Viridiplantae; Streptophyta; Magnoliopsida; Malpighiales; Salicaceae
Product: AP2/ERF and B3 domain-containing transcription repressor RAV2-like
Exons: 1
Coding region: 1-366 (121 amino acids)
Molecular function (GO): DNA binding
Source: RefSeq, a predicted model, not a curated record